GCCCCGGCCCGGGAGGAUGCGGCCCUGGGCGGCCCGGGAGCUGAGCAGGGCCCCCGCGCCGGCCCCCGCGGGCCCCGGCCUCCGGAACCGCAGCUGCCGCCCCGCCCCCGAGAGACAUGACUUCCAAGCCGCAUUCCGACUGGAUUCCCUACAGUGUCUUAGAUGAUGAGGGCAGCAACCUGAGGCAGCAGAAGCUUGACCGGCAGCGCGCCCUGCUGGAGCAGAAGCAGAGGAAGAAGCGCCAGGAGCCGCUGAUGGUGCAGGCCAACGCCGACGGGCGGCCCCGGAGCCGGCGGGCCCGGCAGUCGGAGGAGCAGGCCCCCCUGGUGGAGUCCUACCUCAGCAGCAGCGGCAGCGCCAGCUACCAAGUUCAGGAGGCCGACUCGCUUGCCAGUGUGCCACUGGGAGCUGCCCACCCCACAGCACCAGCCUCAGCCAAGAGAACCAAGGCAGCCGCCGCAGCGGGGGGCCAGGGCGCGGCCUCUGGGAAGGAGAAGAAGGGGAGGCACAAAGGCACCGGCGGGCCAGCAGCACUGGCAGAAGACAAGUCCGAGGCCCGAGGCCCCAUGCGGAUCCUGACUGUGGGCCAGUCAGACCACGCCCGGGACGAGGGGGAGACAGCCGCUGGUGGGGGCACACGGCCCAGCGGGCAGGACAUCCGUGCCACGAUGCAGAGGAAGGGCGUCUCCAGCAGCGUGAGCUUCGAAGAGGAAGAGGAGGAUGAGGACGAGGACAGCUCCAGCUCCUCCCAGCUGAACAGCAGCCCCCGCCCCAGCUCUGCGACGAGCAGGAAGUCCCUCAGGGAGGCAGCCUCAGCCCCCAGCCCCCCAGCCCCAGAGCCGUCGGUGGAUGUUGAGGUCCAGGAUCUUGAGGAGUUCGCCCUGAGGCCGGCCCCGCAGGGGAUCACCAUCAAGUGCCGCAUCACACGGGACAAGAAGGGCAUGGACCGGGGCAUGUACCCCACCUACUUUCUGCACCUGGACCGCGAGGAUGGGAAGAAGGUGUUCCUCCUGGCGGGAAGGAAGAGAAAGAAGAGUAAAACUUCCAAUUACCUCAUCUCUGUGGACCCAACAGACUUGUCUCGAGGAGGGGACAGCUACAUCGGGAAACUGCGGUCCAACCUCAUGGGCACAAAGUUCACCGUUUAUGACAAUGGAGUCAACCCUCAGAAGGCAUCAUCUUCUACUUUGGAAAGUGGAACCUUACGUCAGGAGCUGGCUGCUGUAUGCUACGAAACAAAUGUUUUAGGUUUCAAGGGGCCGCGGAAGAUGAGUGUGGUUGUCCCAGGCAUGACCAUGGUUCACGAGAGAGUCUCUAUCCGGCCCCGCAACGAGCAUGAGACGCUGCUAGCACGCUGGCAGAAUAAGAACACGGAGAGUAUCAUUGAGCUGCAGAACAAGACGCCUGUCUGGAACGAUGACACACAGUCCUACGUACUCAACUUCCACGGGCGCGUCACUCAGGCCUCCGUGAAGAACUUCCAGAUCAUCCACGGCAAUGACCCGGACUACAUCGUGAUGCAGUUUGGCCGUGUAGCAGAGGACGUGUUCACCAUGGAUUACAACUACCCACUGUGUGCGCUGCAGGCCUUUGCCGUUGCCCUGUCCAGCUUCGACAGCAAGCUGGCCUGCGAGUAGAGGCCGCCUCGUGCCCUCUGGGGUUGCCCAGCCUGGGGUGGAGCUGCCUGCCUGCGGAGACAGCCCUGCCGACCCCCUGUACAUAGGCCUCGUGCCAGGUGACCCUUUGGCUCUCAGUGGGCUCCCGGGCCCAGCCAUCCAGGAACUGGCUCCUGCGCCUCCACUGCUGAGGCAGAGGAGUGGGGGAUAUGAAGGGACCAGCGUGAAUUCUUUCUGUGCCCCAAGAUCAACACACACCCCCCCCACCCUUGGGUUAGUAUCCUGCUGCAGUCAUGUUUGCCAAGCUGAGCAGCCUCUUCAGCCGGGGAGGCAGGAAGAGGUGUAGAGGGAGAGGAAGCACAGUGCAGGGCUGCUGGGGCCCAGCCAUGCACUCAGCCCAACUGUGAGGGGCACAGCGAGUGUGGUGUGUUAGUGUAAGUGUUAGGGCACACCUACUUUACAGAGCAGAGGGCUGGGUAGCCAAGCCUGGCCCUUACAACUACAGGAAGUCCUCCAGCUUCAGAAGGCCUCAGCUGGGCCUGGGAAGAGUUACGGGGAUGGGGAAAGGUGAGUGGCAGGACCUUGCCAGGGUUGCAGGGGCCCGGCUGUGGCUGUGGGAAGUGGCUGGUGGCCUAGGGUUUGAGCUCAUUUGAUUUCUCUGUGUGCACAGAGGCGGCAGGAGGCCAGCCCCCAAGGUCAGAUCUCUUAGAGGAUGGGGCCUGCAGGACGCAGGCUCAGCGUACAGGCGGCGCAUGGGACAGGGCUGUCCUGGAGCUCCGUCAGCUGCCCCGGGAGCUCCCUGCUGAGCAGUCCCUGCACAAACCCCAGGACACCAGCCCCAGUCUGCACACAGGUAGGCGUGCCUGGAGCUCCCGUCUGUGCUUCGGCUCCCACUGCAGUCAGCCUAGGCUGUGGUCGCUGAGGGCUUGUAUGUGGUUGUUCUUAGCUGGGAAUGGGACAGGGUAAGGAGAGCAGGAAAUGUUUUAGAACCACUAGAGAUCAGAGGUGGCAGGACCCUGAGAGAUCAUCUAGAAAAUAGGACUUGCCCUGGGUCACCUGGCUGGUUAGGGGCAGAGUUCGGAGUUUCAGCUCCCUUGAUUUCCUUGUUUCCACCAUCCCCCAAGAAACUGCUCUCUCUGACCUUCCUAGGGCACAGUCUGCAUGCCCGUGCACCUGAUUCCAGAGACUUAGAAAUGUCAAGAGGUGGUGAAAUUGAAACCAUUUCAGUGGGAAAUUGGGCAGUUCCCUGCCGAAAGCUGUCUGGAUUUUUGCAUGUCCGUCUGAUAGGGACUGGCCUGUGCCUGGCUCCUCCCCGAGGGCGGGCCUUAGCAAGGCUGCUGCCCGUUUUGCUAUCUAGGUGUGACAGGUGGGUUGUGAGUGUUCAGGGCUGGCUGCGCCUGAUCUCUCUCUACCGCCCUCCUCCUUGGAUGGCACCAUCUACUCUGAAGACUUGGAAAGUCUUGCAUAUUUGUCAUUUACCCUGACAGAGGCUACUCGCCCAGAUGGAGAUCAGAAAUCAGUGGGAAGCAAGCAAGAGUUGUUCCCCACUUCAGAGUAGAUAGAUCUGCUUGGAAAGACUACAUAGAAGUUGGUUUUUUAAAAAGUAAAAAUCAUACUUUAAACAUGUUAGCAAGGCUCUGAGGUGAAGUUGUUUUGACUUCAGUGGGAGUAGUACGCUCUCAUUUCCUGGUAAUCUGGGUUUUCCUACGUUGAGUGCUUAAAGCAAGGCAUUCUUGUUCUAGCAGGGAUCUGCCCACUCCUGGGGCAUGUCUCUGUGAGAGGCCCCUCCAAUGAUCCAGGUUUUGUUAACAUGGUCUAGUUUCUAGACAGCUCUUGACUUGGGGCCAUCUUUAGGGCACUAGAACUUUCUAUACUGGAGCUGUUCCACUUGCCAAUGAAAUACUGUCAUGCCGUCCUCCUUUCCAUAGUCCCAGUUUGGCUCUUCCUUUCUUGACUUUGAAAAGAGAGACCUGCUGACAUUUAGAAUGAUGGAAAGUAGAUGAUCUCUGAAGUCUAGUCAAGCUGUUUCUCUGGGUCAAUGAUUUUAAGGUAGAACAGGUUGAUGCUGGCUCCUCAUGAGAGAGGGAUCCUGGUGGCAGAGUGGAAAAUUCAUUAGAAGCACAAUCGAAAAGUAGUCCCCUGCUUUCUCCUCUAGUACACAGGGGAGGGGGUUGACAGAUGUUUUGGUAGGGUCAGGAACGUGGCCUGAGAGUUCCAGCCUGGGCAUGGAAAAGGGUAGCUCAGCAACAAAACCCUCUGUUGGGCAUUGAGUGACAGGCAGUAGCACUCGAGUCACCUGCUUAAGACCCCAGCCUUGCAAGGUCUGUUCUUAAGACCCCAUUCUUGGUGAUGCUGGUUUUCCUUGACCACUGGCCUCAUAGCCAUGGGCCCAAAGACUCAUAAAGCUGCCAGGGCCCCUGGAGACCACUUGGGCUCAGCCUCUCCCACAGUAAGAGUUCUUGCCCUUCAUACUCUCUAACCAGAUGGUCCUUGGUUGGGCAGGGAACUUGGUGAUGGAAUGAGCAGUCCCUAAGGGUGUUGGGUAGCUGGGACAUUAGGCAGCUCCUCUGUAACUGCUCCUAGCUCUAACUCCUCCUGGGGCCACACCCCCAAACUCUAUGCCCUCUGCCCCCAAACAGUUCUACAGAGCAGUGAAGUUCACUUCCCUAACUCUUCCCCAAUUCUGGCUUUUCUUUCCUUCUGGCUCCAAGGUGCUCUGUGUCUGUCUGUGUGUCUCUGCGUGUAUUUGGGGCAAAGGGCAAUCUGUGAACAAUCAAUUGAGGUUUCCUAUUACAAUCAUAUUUCUACAGAUGAAUAGGAUAGUUAUGAUCACCGUUGGAUUUUGUUCAUGUCAUGCUCUUUGAUCAGAAAGUAUAAUUUGGAAAGUACCAACUCUUUCUCCCAAGGUUCUCCAAGGAAGACACCAUCCCAAAAAGUUUAGUUCUUCAGUUCCCACUUUGCAUUACCUGAAGAAAUUGGUGUGUUGCAUGUGUGCUUUUGGAUGAAUUUGAACUUAUUCUAGUUGAAUGUGCCUUAAAAAUCAUGACACUAAUUCAGAACGAGCAUGUAAGGUCCAGACCCAUGCUGAGGACAGGUGUUAAAAGCCAGGGAGUGUGAUAAUCACAGGCUAGAAGACAACAUUUGGGGCCCACCUCCUUCAGUGACAAGGGCAACAAAACUGUAGAAGCAGACAUCUUUCUUUGCUCUGGAAAUGGUGGGGCAUUUACUUCUAAAUGAAUUUACCAUAUAUUUAGAGGCAGUUCUGAAUUUAACAAGCCACAGUGAUGACUUCAAACUAAGAUGCUUGUGCUUUCCUUACAGUGAGGGGAGAGGCUGGGCUGGCUGUGUCCAUGGCUUUGUUAUGCAAGCACAAAUUCCAUCUCCUAGAUGGAGUCCCUGGCUUUGCCUUCCUGCGGUUAACACCGGCCUGUCCCUCUCUACAAUUCUUCACCCCAGCUGAGAUACCCCUGUGACCUCAGGAUGCCAGGUGGCCCUCAGAGCACAUUUUUCCAGAUAGCUGAAUGAGUCUGCUUUCUUCUGGUGCCCAGCACUGAGUGGGGCCUGACUCCACUGCACUCAGGGCCCAGCGUUGGGACCCUACACUGCCCUGGGCCCUGGCUUGUAGAACUGUAGCAGCCCCAGGAACAGGCCAGAGGAUGGGCUCUUGUUUGAGUUUAGUGGUCACCUGUCCUUCCCAUACCUCCUGUUUGUAAUUUUCUGUCAUCUCAGGAUAUGGGGGGAAAGGUACAGCAGAAGUAUUUGGGACGGGUUUGGUUUUUGAAUUUUCCAACCAAGUUGAGAGGCAGGUUGGUCUUACAGAAAGCACUACUGCACUUAGUAACCAUGUGAUUUUGAGCAAACCACGUGAUUUUUCUAGGUCUGUUUUCUCACCUACAAAAUAAGGAGGUUGGACUGUCACAGCUUGCAGUAGGAUUCAGGGUGAAUGAAAGUUGAUCCUUGCUUUCAUCACUUUCUAGCUCAUCACCGUGCCUUUUUUCUUUCCUAAGAAAGACGUCACACCCCUUUUCUCUUCUGUUGUCCCUCCCUCCUUCCCUAUCAGGGUCCAGGCAGAGCUGGAGAUUAGGCUGAGAUCCAGAAUUUCCUAGAGAGUAACAGAGUGGCUUAGAAAGGGAAGCCCGACUCUGGCCUCUUUAAUCCUGCAUUUGGUGACUAAGGGGACUUAGGAUGGUGACACUUCUCUUGUUGGGAGCAUACAUUUAGCCAGUUUUCAUAAUGCCUAGAAUGUGUAUGUCUAUUUGCACAAGAUUGUCUUUUCCUAUUUUGGAGUGGUCAGACAUUUUAUUUUUGUUCAAAAUCAUCAAGUUUUAGACAAACUUGCAAAACUGUGCUUUUAUUAAGUGACUUUUUGAAUAAACUCUUUGGUAUUCUGGAGCAAAUGUAUUUAUUUAUUGGUAUGUGCAAUGACAAAGUUGGUAUUUUCCCAUGUUGACAUUAUGUAUGUUGUAGAACUUAGUGUUUGUCUAAGUACAGACCACAAACCAUAUAUCAACAAAUUAAACUUGAACUGUUUCAACACUGCUGUGCACU
This is a messenger RNA of Balaenoptera ricei (Rice's whale), 6164 nucleotides long. RefSeq names its product TUB bipartite transcription factor (gene TUB). Bases 117 to 1637 code for a protein of 506 amino acids. The transcript is spliced from 12 exons. Gene Ontology annotation, biological process: protein localization to cilium. The record is from RefSeq and is a predicted model, not a curated record. NCBI's taxonomy places the organism in Eukaryota, Metazoa, Chordata, Mammalia, Artiodactyla, Balaenopteridae. Gene Ontology annotation, cellular component: cilium.